Molecule: messenger RNA, 1595 nt
Organism: Aspergillus versicolor CBS 583.65
Lineage: Eukaryota; Fungi; Ascomycota; Eurotiomycetes; Eurotiales; Aspergillaceae
Product: cytochrome P450
Exons: 8
Coding region: 1-1554 (517 amino acids)
Molecular function (GO): oxidoreductase activity, acting on paired donors, with incorporation or reduction of molecular oxygen; heme binding; monooxygenase activity
Source: RefSeq, a predicted model, not a curated record
AUGCCACCUGGGCCUCCAACACUUCCGAUACUGGGCAACCUGCAUCAGAUCCCAGUAACAGGACUCUACAAGCAAAUUCGGGACUGGGGCAACCAGUACGGAGGGGUCUUCUCCCUAAAGUUUGGGUCGAACAAUGUCAUCGUGCUAUGCGAUAAAAGAGCGGUGCAUGAACUUGUUGAUAAAAAGGGCCUCCUGUAUGCGGACCGACCGCAUAGUUAUAUUGGCGAGCUUUUGACCCUUGGUGAUCAUAUGGUUGUCUCGUCAGGAGAUCCCCUGACGCGACUGAAGAGGAAAGUGGCCACACACAACCUGUCCGUACGUGUACCCUUCUCGUUUCUGGUUAAUAGUGUGUUAAUUUUCGAUAUCCCUUAUCAGCCCCGUGUGAUUGAUGUGAAGCUUGCGCCAAUUCAAGAGAGCGAGAUAACGCAGCUCGUUUACGACUUUAUGAAUACCCCGGACGACUUUUACAGACACUUACGGCGGGUCACCGCUUCAAUCGCUUGUACGUUUAUCUAUGGACAAAGGGGUUCCACCUACGAUUCGUUCUGGGGUCAUUGUGUCUACACUGCAUUAGCAAAGUUUGGCGAAGCACUUGAGCCAGGCGCAAACCCCCCCGUUGAUGAGUUUCCGCUCCUCAAGUACUGGCCCACGCGAUUUAGCUACUGGAAGAAGCGCGCGUUGGCUUCCAGAGAGGCAAUGGAUGCGAUAUGGGGCGACGCCCGGGCGUUUGUUGAAGACAGACGCAAGCGAGGCAUCAAGCGCGACUGCAUUGCGGAUAAACUGCUUGACGAAUACGAGGCUAAAGGGUCCCCUUUCACUCAGCAUGCCUUUGACAUGCUCCUUGGAGAAUUGGUUGAGGGAGGAGCCGAAACUACCUCUUCGUCAUUGCUAACUGUGGUUCUUGCACUCGCGAGAAACCCAGCCAUCCAGGACAGGGCGAGGAAGGAGAUUGACCCCAUCUGUGGGACGGACAGAUCACCGACGUGGACAGACUUCGAUACCAUGCCCUAUAUUAAUUGUAUAGUGAAGGAAGGGAUGAGAUUCCGCCCAGUGAUAUCAACCGGGCUGCCCCACCGGAAUGCAGAAGAGGACGAAUAUGAGGGCAUGUUGAUCCCCAAGGGGUCAAUGAUCCUGAUUCCUCUCUGGGCAAUCCACCACUCGGAGCGGCUUGGGUAUACUGACCCCGAGACCUUCAAUCCCGAUCGGUUCCUUAAGCAUCCCAAGCUUGCCAAUGAUUAUGCAGGGAGUCCAGAUUACAACGACCGAGAUCAUUACGGAUACGGUGCUGGCCGACGAAUGUGCCCUGGAAUUCAUCUAGCGGAGCGAAAUCAAUGGCGCAUGGUUGCUAAAUUGCUCUGGGCAUUUGAUAUCUCCGAGCCAAUUGACCCGCAAACAGGGAAAAUAAUACCACUCGAUCCGGAUGCCUACGAGAUGGGCCUUCUUCAUGCGCCGCUUCCCUUCAAGGCUAGCAUCAAAGUCAGAAGCAGCGCUCAUGCAGCUACUAUCCGCAGGGAAAUGGAAGAAGCGAAGAAGGCAUUCGCACAAUGGGAGUAGUCUAUAUUGUUAAAUAUUAUUGCUCUUGACCUAUAGAAGAC